GAGAGGAGGAGAGGAAGAGACAUCGCUACUGCUGCUGCUGCUGCUCACACACACACGCACACACACACAGACCAUGGAGAACAGACUUGAACCCAAGGCUGAGCAUAUCCCCUGACUGCAUCCAGAGACAGCAAUGGACCGGGCUUGGAGAGGAGUAGGCGAGGGACUAACGGGGUACGCUGCUCCUGUUGCCACUCGUUAGCAGGCGGCUGCUCGCUGUGCUGUGCUUUGCCGUGCCAUCUCUAUCUCCCCCUGCCACAAGGAGGGAAUUCUUCACUCGUCUCCUCUGGAGAGCACAGCCCUCUGUUAAUAUUUGAUACAGUGCUUCCAUGCAGUAGGAAAGGAAACGGAGGCUGGAUAGAACAGGGCUUUGCGUUGGAUCUGAUACAGGUCAUUUUGGAUGGUCAUGAGGACAGCGGUUGGAUUUACAAGAUAUCUGGCACUCCACAAGGACAUACAAUAUUUUAGCUUGGCAUGACUGCAUGUAAGGACAAGUCUUAUCAAGAAUCUUCUCUGUCCCUCAGGGCUGACUUUCAGAACUCAUAAGCAUUUUAUGUGCUUGUUGUUGGACACAAUUGGAUUUUAACACUGUUGUGCUUCGCUGCAUCUGGAGGAAAGAAAUAGCUUAAACAUUGCCCUCCAUGGUUUCUGCCCAUCUUAAAAAGCUAUCAUCUUACAUUAUAAAGAUUUGUAAAGGAAUGUUUACAAAGAAACUGGCAAAUACUACAAAGAAGAAAGAGAGCAGUGAAACUAAAAAAGAACCCAAAUUGACCCCUGAAUCGCAUGCUCGGAAUCCAACAUUGUCCACGGCUCUAAAAAGCACAGUGAGAAAAAUAUCCAAAUGCUCCUCUGCACGCAACAUUUCUCUUGAAGACGACGACGGAAAAGCGGACUGCUCUUCUCUUUCUCCAACCUUUAGUUACCGUGUAGCCAUCGCUAACGGACUACAGAAAAAUGCUCUCUUGAACAAUAAUGAAACUGUCUUUCACGAGGUCUUGUCCAUUGAUAGUAGUUACUCUGACUCUCUAAGUGAGGCCAAACUUGUCCAUAGAUUCGAUGAACAAAAAGCUUUUACCAUGCCAGUGAGAAGGAACAGGAAGAGCCUGAUCAGCCUUGCCCCCUCGGACGGGAGUUCAGAGGGUGAGCGGGUUGAACGCUCCAGUUUGCAUACACUUCGGCUUGGUGCACUGCGAAAGCUGAGAAAAUGGAAGAAGAGUCAGGAGUGUGUCUCAUCCGACUCCGAGGUAAGCAACUGGAGGAAGACUCUGGGUAUCAGGAGCAAGUCUCUGGACAGGGCCGGCCGUCAGCAAAAGACCCCCAACCUGGAGCCUGGCUCCAGUUCCACAGGCUGCAUCAGUCAGACCCAGGAUGUGAUGGAGAUGAUCUUUAAGGAGCUCCAGGGAAUCAGCCAGAUUGAGACCGAACUCACUGAGCUACGAGGCCACGUCAACGCACUCAAGAACUCCAUUGAUGAGAUCUCUAGUAGUGUGGAGGUUGUGCAGACUGAAAUUGAGCAGCUCCGCACUGGCUUUGUGCAGUCGAGGCGAGAGACACGCGACAUACACGAUUACAUCAAGCAGAUUAGCCAUCAGACCAACAAAUCUACACUGAGAUUUCUAAAUGUGCCUGAGGACAAGUUUGAAAAAACAGAGGAUCUCAUUUAUCAAAUUCUGAGGGAGAAAAUGGGUUUUGCCGAAGCACACAAGACACUAAAAAUUGAACUGGCCCAUAGAUUAGGACAACAAAGAGAAUGUUCGAAUGCAAAACCUCGCCCUAUUAUAGUUAUUUUUUCAUCCCCACCAGACAGGGAUUUAGUUUUAAAAAAGAGCUAUAAACUUAAAGGAACAGGUAUAUCAAUCUCUACUGAUGGCUUUGGCCAAGAAGCAAAAGAGAAGAAAGAGAAAGGGAUUAGCUCCUCACAAACUUAUGAGAGUAUGGAUAUCAAAAUUUCAGCCAAGGAGAAAGCGAUGACUGAGAGUGAUGACUGGGACUCGAUGGAAAGUGAUAAAGAGUUAGAUGAACUUAGCAAAAAUAAAUAUGCAAUGGUCACCAAGCCAGUCCAUAAAAGUAAGUCAGACAAAAAAAAGUCUCAUGACCGUUCUGAUGACACGGCAUAUGUCAGCUCAGUGCAUUAUGCUGACGAUAGCUACGAUGACCCUGAUAAACAGAGCAAGCCUUAUUAUACAGACAUAACCCCUGGAUGGCUCUCUCAAAGCGAAUACUCAACACCUAAACUCAGCCGCUCUGAGUCUGACUGCUCCAAACUAUGCCAGUCUUACUCAGAGGACUUCUCUGAGAGCCAGUACCUCAGCAGAACCAAUGGAUGUCUUCUUUCUUCUUCAGAUCAGGAGCUAUGGCAAAGGAAACAGGAGGACAUGGCUUCAGCUUGGUAUGCAAGUCCUCCCAGUCAGACCUUGAGCCAGGAAACCCCACCCUAUGUAGAGCCAAAUGAAUUGGAGACGACUGAAACCAUUGACAGUGGUGUAAGCAAUGGACUGGUCUGCAUGUCAGGAGACCGCAGCCACUAUAGUGGCUCGCAGAUUUCCCUGCAAGGUGAUCUCUCUCCAUGGAAGGACUGGCAUCACUUAGAACAAGGUGCAGACUCUGGCCUUGAUGCGUCCACUGAUCAGAACAUAGUUUCAGAGGUCAGUAGCCCCUUUGACCCAUCAGCCAAUCCUGGCUUCCCAGAGAACAUCACAAAAUGUCUGGAGGUGGAUUUGCAGUUUGAGGGGGAAAACUACAUGACACUCGACAGCACGCCGUCCACUGAGCCUGUAGUCGACAGUGAAAUUGUGGUUGAAGGUGAACUCAUGAUUGAAAGUGAGCCUCUGAUACAGAGCAAGCCAGUGAUGAUAACCAAACCAUUGAAAGAAAGCAAGCCUAUUAGAGAGAGCAAACCAGUCAAAGAGAUCCAACCAGUUAAAGAGAGCAAACCAGUUAAGCAAAACAAGCCUGUUAUAGAAAGCAAACCAGUUAAGGAAAACAAGCCUGUUUUAGAGAACAAACCAGUUGUGGAAAGCCAACCAGUUGUGGAAAGCAAACCAGUUGUGAAAAGCCUACCAGUUGUGGAAAGCAAACCAGUUGUGAAAAGCCUACCAGUUGUGAAAAGCCUACCAGUUGUGAAAAGCCAACCAGUUGUGGAAAGCCAACCUGUUGUGAAAAGCCUACCAGUUGUGAAAAGCCAACCAGUUGUGGAAAGCCAACCAGUUGUGGAAAGCCAACCAGUUGUGGAAAGCCAACCAGUUGUGGAAUGCCAACCAGUUGUGGAAAGCAAACCUGUUGUAGAAAGCAAACCUGUGGUAGAAAGCAAACCGGUGGUAGAAAGCAAACCGGUGGUAGAAAGCAAGCGCGUCACUCAACCACAACUUCCCCCAAGCCAACACUUCAAAGAAGUUAAUGUCAAUCACUUUCCACAAAAUCAGAACAAAACAGCUACUAUGUACCGCAGUCAAAGUGAAAUCAGGACAGAAAAAACUGAAGACGUGCCUAAAUCAUGGAGUAGUAGGCUCAGUAUAGACCUCACUGACAAGAGUAGUAGCUUCACCUUCCCCGGAUUUGGCAACACCCUGCAGCGAGCCAAAUCUGCAUUGGAGGUAGUCUGGAAAACAGGCUCUCAGCCCACCAGUGCCCCCACAGAGGAACCAGCCAGCUCCUCAUUCAUGGGCCGCUUUAGGACCUCGUCCCAGUCCACAGUCAAUGACUCCAGCACCACUAUCGACUCAGAUGUGUACACCGAUGCAUUUUAUUACAAGGCAGAGGAUGAGGAGCAGGGGACUGAGCAACCUGUCGACAAUGAAACACACUAUGUUGAAGUGAUGGAGCAGGUGCUUGCCAACCUCGAGAACAAAAGCAAUGCCACUGAAGAUGAGGAGGAGUACCAAGAGCAAUACCAAGAACAAGAAGGCUCUCAGGACUAUGAUAUGUCCCAAGAGGACAGCAAUAUUGUUCUGGAGUAUGACUGUAGCCUCGAUGACCAGUACGAAGAAGAAUAUGUCGAGGACUAUGAUGACAACCAAAUGAUAGAGGACACACAAGACUAUGAAGCCAUGGUUGAGUAUGUGGAUGUGAUUGAGGAUGGAGAUGAGAAUGACGAGACUGAAGACAUUGAUGAGAUUGAAGAAGUUGAGGAAAUUGAAGACACUGAGGUCAUAGAGGAAACCAUGGAGAUUACUGAGCUAGAGGCGAUCAAAGAAGGUGUGGAGCAAGAGGAUGAAAACAAAAACAUCCCUGAAACUACACCCGUUCCACCUCCAGCUGAAGCUCCACCCAAAAAGCGAGUUCGUCCAACCUUCAAAGAGGCGGCGCUGAGGGCCUACAGGAAACAGAUGGCAGAGCUGGAGCAACAGAUUCUCGCAGGAGAUAGCAAUGCUUUGGACUCACAGGGAAAUGGACUGGAUGCUUUGGGUUCACCAGGGGCUGGCAGUAUACUUUAUGGUAUUGACAGUAUGCCAGAUUUACGUCGCAAGAGGACCAUGCCUAUUGUCCGAGACCUGGCUUUGACUUUGACUGCUCGAAAGGCAGGCAUUUCGUUCGCCCUGGUGAACAGAUCUACCUUGAACAACGAGGAUCUGAAACUGCAUGUGCUUAGGAAGACCUUGCAGGCCUUAAUCUACCCAAUAUCAUCCACCACACCCCACAACUUUGAGGUCUGGACGGCGACCGCUCCCACAUACUGCCAUGAGUGUGAGGGCUUACUGUGGGGCAUCGCUCGUCAGGGCAUGCGCUGCUCUGAAUGUGGGGUCAAGUGUCAUGAGAAGUGUCAGGACCUUCUCAACGCAGACUGUCUACAGCGAGCGGUGGAGAAGAGCUCCAAGCACGGAGCUGAGGACAAGACCCAGACCAUCAUCAUGGCCAUGAAGGAGCGCAUGAAGAUCCGAGAGAAGAACAGGCCCGAGGUGUUCGAAGUGAUCCAGGAGAUGUUCGAGAUCACCAAGGAGGACUUCACCACGCACCUGAAGACAGCCAAGCAGGCCGUGCUGGAGGGCACGUCUAAGUGGUCUGCCAAAAUCACCAUUACAGUUGUGUGUGCGCAGGGCCUGCAGGCCAAGGACAAGACGGGCUCCAGCGAUCCUUACGUCACCGUGCAAGUGGGGAAGACCAAGCGCAGGACCAAGACCAUAUUUGGAAACCUCAAUCCUGUCUGGGAUGAAAAAUUCUUCUUUGAGUGCCACAAUGCCACGGACAGGAUUAAGGUGAGAGUUUGGGAUGAGGAUGAUGACAUCAAGUCACGGGUGAAACAGCACUUCAAGCGAGAGUCUGAUGACUUCCUCGGGCAGACCAUCAUCGAGGUCCGAAUGCUGAGUGGAGAAAUGGACGUGUGGUACAAUCUGGAUAAAAGAACGGACAAGUCUGCGGUGUCAGGCGCCAUUAGACUAAAGAUCAGCGUAGAGAUGAAAGGAGAAGAAAAAGUGGCUCCACCCCAUGGCCAGUACACUUGUUUACAUGAGAAUCUGUUCCACUGCCUGACUGAGGUGAAGAAUGGCGGCGCUGUGAAGAUCCCAGAGGUGAAAGGGGAUGAGGCCUGGAAGGUUUACUUUGACGACGUCUCCCAGGAGAUCGUCGACGAGUUUGCCAUGCGUUUCGGUGUGGAAUCCAUCUACCAGGCCAUGACCCACUUCUCCUGCCUCUCUGCAAAGUACAUGUGUCCAGGGGUGCCGGCGGUCAUGAGUAACCUGUUGGCCAACAUCAAUGCCUACUUCGCGCACACCACAACAGCCACCACCAACAUCUCCGCUUCAGACCGCUUCGCUGCCUCCAACUUUGGGAGAGAGAAGUUCGUUAAGCUGUUGGAUCAGUUGCACAACUCCCUGAGGAUCGAUUUGUCAAAGUAUCGGGAUAACUUCCCUGCGGGCAACCCAGAGCGUCUGCAGGACCUGAAGUCCACGGUGGACCUGCUAACCAGCAUCACCUUUUUCAGGAUGAAGGUCCAGGAGCUGCAGAGCCCCCCCAGGGCGAGUCAGGUGGUGAAGGACUGUGUGCGCGCAUGCUUGGACUCCACAUACAAAUACAUCUUUGACAACUGCCAUGAACUCUACAACCAGCUGCUUGACCAGAGCAAAAAGCAGGAUCUUCCUCGUGAAGAGCAGGGACCCUCCAUCAAGAACUUGGACUUCUGGCCCAAACUCAUCACGCUCAUGGUGUCAGUGAUUGAUGAGGACCGUACUGGUUACACACCCGUACUCAACCAAUUUCCUCAAGAGCUCAACAUGGGUCAGAUUAGUUCAGAGAUCAUGUGGAGCCUGUUUGCCCAGGAUAUGAAGUAUGCAAUGGAAGCUAGUUUGCCCAAUAUCCAAGACCAUAGCAAGCACGACAAACAUCGUCUAUGCAAAAGCACGGAGUACAUGAAUUUGCAUUUCAAAGUCAAAUGGUUCCAUAAUGAGUAUGUCCGCGAUCUCCCGGCGCUGAAGGGGAUCCCACCGGAAUAUUCUCUGUGGUUUGAGCCCUUUGUCAUUCAGUGGCUUGAUGAGAACGAGGAUGUGGCCAUGGACUUCGUUAAUGGUGCACUCGAGAGGGAUAAGAAAGAUGGCUUCCAGGUGACGUCGGAGCACGCUCUGUUCUCCUGCUCGGUGGUGGACGUGUUCACGCAGCUCAAUCAGAGCUUUGAGAUCAUCAAGAAGCUGGAGUGCCCCAACCCACAUGCUCUGGCCCACUUCAUGCGCCGCUUUGCAAAGACCAUCAACAAAGUUCUUGUGCAAUAUGCUGCAAUCCUAUCCAAGGAUUUUCCUUUGUAUUCCAGCAAAGAGAAAGUGCCCUGCAUCCUGCUCAACAAUGUCCAGCAGCUUCGAGUCCAGCUUGAGAAGAUGUUUGAGUCUAUGGGAGGGAAGCAGGAGGAAGGGGUGGUGGCCUUCUGCAAGCUGGAUCCUGAGGCCAGUGAACUGCUGAAGGAGCUCCAGAACAAGCUGAACACCGUGUUGGACCAGCUGAGCGCCGUCUUCGGGUCCAGUUUCAAGCCUGUCAUAGAGGACUGUGUGAAGCAGAUGAAUCAGGAGCUGGUUCAGAUUAAAGGCAACGUGGGCAACAAGAGUAAUGCUGCUAUGGAUGCUGAGACUGUUCUGAGGCCUCUGAUGGAUCUGCUGGACAAGAACUUGAUGCUGUUUGCCAAGAUCUGCGAGAAGACCGUGCUGAAGCGGGUGCUGAAGGAGCUUUGGAAAAUCGUCCUGAACACCAUUGAGAGGCAGAUCGUCUUGCCUCCGCUAACCGACCAGAGUCAAGGAGCUCAGAUGAUAUUUAGUGCUGCAAAGGAUUUGGGGCAAUUAACAAAACUGAAGGAACAUGUGAUCCGUGAUGAGGCCCGUAGCCUGACACCACGCCAGUGUGCAGCCAUGGAUUUAGUGCUUCCCACUAUCAAGCAAUAUUUCCACGCGGGUGGUAAUGGUCUCAAGAAGACGUUUUUGGAGAAGAGCCCUGAUCUGAAGUCCUUGAAGUACGCUCUCAGCCUUUACACACAACCCACAGAUGCCUUGAUCAAGAAAUAUAUAUGCACCCAGACCUCCCAAGGUGAGUCGUCCGCCGGAGCGGUGGGGGAGGUGUCCAUGCAAGUGGACCUCAUCUCUCAUCCUGGCACCGGGGAGCACAAAGUCGGCGUGAAGGUGGUGGGAGUGAACAACAUCAGCUGGAAGACCAACGCCAUGUUCCGGCCGUUCGUGGAAGUCAACGCCAUCGGGCCGCACCUCGCUGACAAGAAGCGCAAGUUCAGCACCAAAACCAAGAACAACAACUGGUCCCCGAAGUUCAACGAAGCAUUCCAAUAUGUACUGAGCAAUGAACACGGUCCGGAGGCCUAUGAGCUUCACGUCUCUGUGAAGGACUACUGCUUUGCCCGGGAGGACCGCGUCGUCGGCAUGACAGUCAUCCAGCUACGAGAGCUGGCUGACAAGGGAAGUCUGCCUGUCCUCUGUCCCCUCGUCAAGACCAUCUGCAUGGAUGAAACUGGCCUGACCAUCAUGAGGAUACUCUCUCAGAGGACCAAUGACGAGGUGGCUAAAGAGUUUGUGCGGCUCAAGUCCGACACAAGGUCUGCCGAGGAGGUGGCGGCGGCGGCGGAGGUGAAAAAAUGAAUCAAAACAUGCAGCGACGGAAAGCAGGGGGAGGGGGGAUCAGAGGGGGAUCCCAGCUGGCCCGAGGAGUUGUGUUGUUUGUUUUUGUGCAUGUGCGUAAAACAUCUGUUGGAAUGUUCAUUUUAAACUACAGUACGUACAAGUGUUUACCUAAUGUAUGCUCACGAUGAAGUACUAUAUUCUACAAGUUAUGUUCAAGGGAUAUUCGGUACAUUUUUGUAAGACAUUUAGUCUUUUUGAACAGAAAUUUGUUCAGAUAAAGUGCCAAACCAGAGUUAAAAAAGAUCUAAAACAGAACGAUAUAAAACUAUGGUGAACUUGGUAUCUUUUCGAAAUUUGCUUGAUUUGUCCAGUGUAUAAUCAUUCUCUUUGACCGUGUAGCGUUUUCCUCGUUAAGUCCUUUCAUUUGCACCAGUUCGUUACACAUUCCUUCACACAACACUGGUUGUGCAUGUCCUGUGUUCGACCAUGUCUCUCCCAUGAGUUCACAGUGACCACGGCAAAGGUCAUGAGCCUGCGCCCUCCAGUUCUUUGUAUUUUGAGCCAACCCUUAAAAAAAGAGACCAUUUUUUUAAACGGCGAUGACUGCUAUUUCAGACUUCAUAGGUGUUUGUAAUUUUAUAACCAUUGACAACAAUGCAGACAGCCUCCUGUGCUAUCAGUUGAACAAGAAAGGGUGGAACGGUCUUUUCUUUAAUGCCAUAUUUUAUGUUGUUGUUUUUUUUUUCAGUCAUUGGCUUCCAGCCCUUCUGAAUUAUCACUGUGAACACGAGCUUUGGAAGGCGGGCUUACAUAACAUUGCUGACGGUUUGAUAUUGUCGUUUCAUAUAGGAAAUAACUUUGUUCCUGAGAAACUGCCAAAGUUAUAUAAAAUGUUUGUACAAAAAAAAGCAAUCCAUUACCUGUAUGAAAAAAAAAUCUAUAUGUACAUGUGCUAUGAGGAUUUUUUUUUUUUUUCAAUGCUACAUAUCCAAGUGGUGAUGGGGUGAUUUCUAAAGUUUUAUUUUGGAGAGUUCUGUGAAGCUGUUAACCAAUCUGAGAGUUGUAAAUGUCGCUUUACAUACGAGUUAUAUCAGCUUCUGUCAUUUCAUUUUAUUUUUCUUUACAAUGGAAAGAGUUUAACGUUUGGUAAUUAUGCAACAUUCCUAUGUAUUGCACUGAUGGCGAAUUGUAUGUCAUGUAAAUAUACUUGGUGAUAAAUUGUAUGAGGUUGUCA
Clupea harengus (Atlantic herring) is the source of this 9273-nucleotide messenger RNA. RefSeq names its product protein unc-13 homolog C (gene unc13c). The coding region runs from base 642 to 8057 and encodes 2471 amino acids. The transcript has 35 exons. NCBI's taxonomy places the organism in Eukaryota, Metazoa, Chordata, Actinopteri, Clupeiformes, Clupeidae. The record is from RefSeq and is a predicted model, not a curated record. Gene Ontology annotation, cellular component: presynaptic active zone cytoplasmic component; terminal bouton; plasma membrane. Gene Ontology annotation, molecular function: diacylglycerol binding; calcium ion binding; phospholipid binding. Gene Ontology annotation, biological process: synaptic vesicle priming; synaptic transmission, glutamatergic; presynaptic dense core vesicle exocytosis.